AUGAUGACUUCCACUUCGGCCCAUGUGCGAACAUCUAUCGAGAAGGUCGAAGAGGGCGCCACCGAGCAUGUCGAAAAUCAAGAUGGUGACAAGAAUACGGAAAAACACGACAGAUUCGGCAGUGUUGCGAAGACUGACCCCAAGGAGAUCGAAUUGGUGAGGAAGCUUGAUCUGUAUUUGAUGCCGAUUCUGUAG
This is a messenger RNA of Diaporthe citri, 195 nucleotides long. RefSeq lists its product as uncharacterized. Bases 1 to 195 code for a protein of 64 amino acids. NCBI's taxonomy places the organism in Eukaryota, Fungi, Ascomycota, Sordariomycetes, Diaporthales, Diaporthaceae. The record is from RefSeq and is a predicted model, not a curated record. The transcript has 2 exons.